Messenger RNA from Penicillium argentinense, 777 nucleotides. RefSeq lists its product as uncharacterized. Bases 1 to 777 code for a protein of 258 amino acids. The transcript has a single exon. Lineage: Eukaryota; Fungi; Ascomycota; Eurotiomycetes; Eurotiales; Aspergillaceae. The record is from RefSeq and is a predicted model, not a curated record.
AUGUCCGGCAUACAAACUUACACUUCAGCGCCUCUCAAUUCUAACAAAGAAGAGGGAGGCGAAGACACUCAAGCAACCACCUCGCACCCCGAACCCGCCACCUCGAUCGAAGCUUCAACCACUGCAAACACACAGCCCCCCAAUACUUCAGCUACAGCUACGGCCCCUGCUUACUCUCCCAUAUACGCAACUGCCCAGUCUGGUGAAUCGUCUGCGCAACCAGGCGCAGCACCAAUUCUGCCUGAACCGACAGCAGCACCAGCGGCGCCGAACAAUCUGACCGCAACGCCGACAUCAACCCUCCCAACUACGAGUACAUCCUCUCUAUCACCCCCUCCACCACAGCCAGGCGCCACCCCAACACCAUCAGCUCCAACUGCGCAAUCUUCCGUCCCCCCGCCGCCAAAAGCAGGCGAAGCCGUUUCUCCCGCCAUGUUCACGGCACAAUCCACCGCACCAGCGCAAGCGCCAGCAACCCCAGCUGCAUUCACACAGUCCUACUCGUACCACCGCUCGCCGCCGCAUCAGUCAAUUCCAAACUCCACCUCCUCUCACUACGGAAACGUCUACAACGCGCCGUCCGGCGGCGGACCUUCUGGACAUGGACUCCCGCUUCAUGGUAGUAGUGGAGGCGGUGGCGGUGCAGGCGAAAUCUUCCCUGAUGACGAGCCGGGGUUUAUGAGUACGGCUAAGUCAUGGAUGCAGACUGCUGGGACGAAGUUGGCGGAGGUUGAGGCUGAGGUUUGGAAGCGGAUUAAUGAUGCGCAUGGGAAAUAA